AUGUACCAAAGUAGCCAUUUUCAAGUUAAUCAGCUGAAUAAUGAAGCUACCAUUUGUGCUGAAGGUUGCUCUGGAAGUCCAAAUCACUUCCUCACUGCUGAUUUUUUUACCCACUUUGAAGGAAGUGGCACUAAUAAUUCCUCUAUUUAUUCUGAUGGGAAAAAUCAAGUCAUUAUUCCUAACGAGGCUUCUGCAGCUUCAUCAAAACAAGAAUGUCUAGGGAACUGUUCAGAUCAGCAAAUUCAUAUAAGAAGUAGACAAAAGGUUGGAAAGGUGGAUAGUGUUAAACCAAGUGCUCAAACUAAGCAUGAAGUUGAUAUAGAAACAUUAAAUAAAACACCUGGCCAGAAGAAGAAUGAUCCUAUUAAGUUGAGAAAUGUACACAAACAAACCAAAAUGAAUAACUGCAAGUGGAAACAGUUAACAGAUGGAAAGACUUUGAAACCCCACUGCAGGAAAAUUGACCAGGCAGAAAACAAAAGCUUGUUUGUGAAGGAGUUAAUGGAAAGAUCCACUUUGAGUAGAUCAAGCAUGCAAAUUCAUAAUGUGAAGGAAAAUGCAAUGAAGAGCAAGUCAAUUUUAUCUGGUACAGCUGGUUUCAAGAAACAGAGAAGAACUAGAAGAGAAAAUAUACCAUCAAACAAACCACAUUAUAGAUUGAGAAGCAUGUAUGCAAAUGUACUGCCUAAAAGACCCACCCAAAAUAGAAAGCAAACAGAAAAACAAAAUGAUGAGAAAUUCAGCCUGGUAGCCCAGAUUGUUGGGGCACAUGAUAUACCCCAUAGUGAAAAAUCUAGCAAAAUACUGUUUCCCAAAGAAUAUCGAAAUAAGGCUACAAAGUCUUGUCAUUCUAAAGCCAAAAUUCAAUUAAAAAAGAGAAAAUGCGGAAGAAAAUUUUUCAGCACCUGUCUUUCUACUACCUUUGAAGAACAACAUAAUGGAAAAUCAAAAACUGCCAGAGAUAAAGCAUCCAUUGUUCAGUUUGAACUAAUAUUGCCUGAGUAUUAUUCAUCUCCAUUAGAGAUUGCCCAGUGCAGUGAAGAUAAACUGCAUAGUUCAAUUUCAGGCUUAAAUUGUAAAGAUAACAAUAGGACCGUUGUCCCAGGCAACAAAUGUUCAGAGCCAGUGGACAGACUACUUCAACUGGAAAAGGAUCCAAACCUGAAUGAAACUAAUCCAGCUUUUAAUACAGGGUUAAAGAUACAUAGAUCAUGUAAAGGUAGUGCUAACAGAAGAUCUGCAAGGAAUAUCUGUAAAGAGAAGAGGAUUCCAUCACAUGGAGUAGGCCAGCCAAUUUUAAAAAAAGUCUCCAGCAUUUUGACAUUUGCUUCUAACUAUAAUAUUAAUUCAUAAACUGUGUAUUUUGAUAUAAUUUGUACUAAUAAGUAUACAUAUUUCAUUUAGUAAUAAGUUUUUUAAUGAGGGCAUUUCACUAAUAAAAGAUGCUGCA
Messenger RNA from Chiloscyllium plagiosum (whitespotted bambooshark), 1450 nucleotides. NCBI's taxonomy places the organism in Eukaryota, Metazoa, Chordata, Chondrichthyes, Orectolobiformes, Hemiscylliidae. The record is from RefSeq and is a predicted model, not a curated record.